This is a messenger RNA of Aspergillus terreus NIH2624, 360 nucleotides long. RefSeq lists its product as uncharacterized. The record is from RefSeq and is a predicted model, not a curated record. NCBI's taxonomy places the organism in Eukaryota, Fungi, Ascomycota, Eurotiomycetes, Eurotiales, Aspergillaceae. The transcript has 2 exons. Bases 1 to 360 code for a protein of 119 amino acids.
AUGGAGGAGAUAAGCGAAGAGGAAGUCAAGGGACGAUGGAAGAGCUUUAUCCGGAAAUGGAACCGUGGAGAGCUCGCCGAAGGAUGGUACGAUCCGAAUACUCUUGACAAAGCUCGCCGUAGUGCCGGAGACAGUCAAGUCCCGCCCGCAUCUGCUACAGAACGACGUCGGUCGUCGCCGGAUUACGGACAGGACCAACCGAGCGCAAAGGACACGGAAGCUGGACCGGAAGACGACGACGACGAGGACGAGUACGGGCCCGGUCUGCCCCAGGGUGAGCGGAUGGGCCAACUAUCCGGGCCUGCGAUUCCCUCACUGCAGGAUCUGGAGCUACGCAAAGGUACGCUAAACAUAUUGUGA